This is a messenger RNA of Talpa occidentalis (Iberian mole), 1168 nucleotides long. RefSeq names its product paraoxonase 3 (gene PON3). The transcript has 9 exons. Gene Ontology annotation, molecular function: arylesterase activity. Bases 32 to 1156 code for a protein of 374 amino acids. The record is from RefSeq and is a predicted model, not a curated record. Lineage: Eukaryota; Metazoa; Chordata; Mammalia; Eulipotyphla; Talpidae.
CAGAAAUGCCCCCAUUUAUUUUUUGAAAGAAAUGCGUCCCCACUCCCAAUUUCUAGGUCUUCCUCCACCUUCUGCUCUUGGAAAAUCCAACUCUGUUGGGAGCACUGGGCUCAAGGGAGAGGAUCAGGAUGUUUAUGACUCACUCGGCAACUUGCCCAAAACAAGACGAAAAGCUUAUGCAUAUAGAGAAGUGGAGCCAGUAGAACCCCAGAACUGCCAAAUUAUUGAGGGGCUUGAAAAUGGCUCUGAAGAUAUUGAUAUACUUCCUAGUGGGCUGGCUUUUAUCUCUAGUGGGUUAAAAUAUCCAGGCAUGCCAAGCUUUGCUCCUGAUGAACCAGGACAAAUCUUCUUGAUUGAUAUGAAUGAACAAAAUGUAAGGGCCCAGGCACUACCUAUCAGUGGUGGUUUUGACAAAGCAUCAUUUAAUCCACACGGGAUUAGUACUUUCAUCAACAAAGACAAUACUGUGUAUCUUUAUGUUGUGAAUCAUCCCCACAUGGAUUCCACUGUGGAGAUAUUUAAAUUUGAGGAACAGCCACGUUCUCUCAUAUAUCUGAAAACCAUAAAACACGAACUGCUCAAAAGUGUGAAUGACAUAGUAGUUCUUGGACCAGAACAGUUCUAUGCCACCAGAGAUCACUAUUUUACCAACUUCUUCCUGUCGCUGAUAGAGGUGAUUAUGGAUCUUCAUUGGAGUUAUGUUCUUUUCUACAGUCCAAGCGAAGUCAAAGUGGUGGCCAAAGGAUUUAGUUCUGCCAAUGGGAUCACAGUGUCACCAGAUAAGAAGUAUAUCUAUGUAGCAGAUGUAAUGGCUCAUAACAUUCAUGUAAUGAAGAAACAUGAUAACUGGGAUUUAACUCCACUGAAGGUAAUACAGUUAAGCACUUUAGUGGAUAACUUAACUGUUGAUCGUGUCACGGGAGAUAUUUUGGCUGGAUGCCAUCCUAAUGCCAUGAAACUUCUGAGCUAUAACCCUGAGGAUCCUCCAGGGUCAGAAGUACUUCGCAUCCAGAAGGUUUUGUCUAAGCAUCCCAAGAUCAACACCCUGUAUGCCAAUAAUGGCUCUGUGCUUCAGGGCAGCACUGUAGCUUCUCUGUACCAGAACAAACUUCUCAUAGGCACCAUAUUUCAUAAAACUCUGUAUUGUGAGCUCUAGACUCCAGAUAGU